AUGGCCCAGGGUCCCGCCUCUUCGCCUACCGCGACCCCACCGUCUGCAGCUCUGAAGCGAACUACGUCGAGCACACAGAACAUGAAAAACCAGAAGUCCAUCCUCGGGUUCUUCCAGAAGUCCUCCCCAGCAACACCGUCAAACAACAGGACUCGCGAGCCCGCGUCAUCUCCAGCCCAGCGCGCGGGCGAACAGCGUGCGGCCAGUUCAGUCAAGCCCACGCCAAAGAGGAGCUUCUCCAGCUUCGCUCAGGACCUGAGCCCCGUGCCAAGUAGUGACCUUCCCAUCCCAGAGGAAGACGAUGGAAAUGGGGAUAAGGUAAAGUCCGGACGCGACAAAAUCCAAGACACCACGAUGUCUCCUUCGCGCCGAGCCAAGAAAAAGCAGGUCAGCUACAAGGAGUCUGAUUCAGAGGGCGAGGACGACGACGAUGCCAUCUUCCGCCCGACUCGCAAGAACAAUGCCAACGGCCGAGCUACCAAGCGCAGGAAGACCUCACCUGAGAGCGAGGAUGAGUUCCAGGGGGCAGAGGAUGUAGAAUUCUCGGAUGAUGAAAUGGACGACUUCAUUGUUGCCGAUGACUCUGAUGAAGAAGUCGCUGCUCCCAAAAAGCGCAAGCGACCGGCUACCACAACUGCACGAAAGAGCUCCAACCAGGCUCCCUCUUCACCACCACUACCCCCACCGACCGAUGAAGACUUCGAUAUAGAGCUCCCCGAGAGCUCUGCUGGCACUGCGCUGAAGUGGACAUUUGACCCGGAAAAUACCGAGCCUCGGAAGCAGCGUGUGGUACAAUCGACUACAAAGGCACCCUCUAGCACGAAGAAAGAGAAGGCUCACGUCAGGGACCCCGAAGAGCGGUAUCCGUGGCUUGCGAAGGUCAAGGAUAUUGAUGGGAACCCUCCAGGCCACCCCGACUACGACCCGCGCACGAUCUAUGUUCCACCGCUUGCUUGGUCCAAGUUCUCGCCUUUUGAGAAGCAAUACUGGGAGAUUAAGCAGAAGUUCUGGGACACUGUAGUGUUCUUCAAAAAGGGCAAGUUUUACGAGCUCUACGAGAACGAUGCCACCAUUGGCCAUCAGCUCUUUGACCUCAAGCUCACCGACAGAGUCAAUAUGCGCAUGGUAGGCGUUCCCGAGAUGAGCCUGUCCCAUUGGGCAAAUCAGUUUGUGGCCAAGGGCUUCAAGAUUGCUCGUGUGGACCAAUCCGAGUCCGCUCUCGGCAAAGAAAUGCGCGAGCGAGACGCUAAGAAAGGUGGAAAGGAAGACAAGAUUAUCAAGCGAGAACUCGCUUGCGUUCUCACUGCCGGUACUCUGGUUGAGGGUUCGAUGCUGCAGGACGAUAUGUCGACGUACUGUGUUGCCAUCAAGGAAGCCAUUGUGGAUGAUCUACCUGCAUUUGGUCUUGCCUUUGUGGAUACCGCAACUGGCCAAUUUUUCAUUUCGGAGUUUGUGGACGAUGCGGAUAUGACGAAGUUUGAGACUUUUGUGGCCCAAACCCGCCCCCAGGAGAUGCUGCUCGAGAAAGGAUGUGUCUCACAGAAGGUUUUGCGCAUUCUCAAAAACAACACCGGUCCUACCACCCUCUGGAACUACCUGAAGCCCGGUAAAGAAUUUUGGGAAGCAGAUAUUACCGUCAAGGAACUUGAUGCUUGCGAGUAUUUUGUGUCCGAGGAUGAUGACAACAUCAAGGCUUGGCCUGAGGUUCUUCGUCAGGCGCGGGAGAAAGAGCUGCUCAUGUCUGCUUUUGGCGCUCUGACGCAGUAUCUCCGAGUCUUGAAGAUCGAGCGAGACCUGAUUACUAUCGGCAACUUUACCUGGUACGACCCUAUCAAGAAGGCCUCUAGCCUGGUUCUGGAUGGUCAGACGUUGAUCAAUAUGGAAAUUUUUGCAAACUCCUUCGACGGUGGCCAGGAUGGCACCCUUUUCCAUCUCUUGAACCGAUGCAUUACACCAUUUGGCAAGCGAACCUUCAAGCAAUGGGUCUGCCACCCGCUGAUGGACGCUAAGCGGAUCAAUGCGAGGCUGGAUGCUGUGGAUGCCUUGAAUGCCGACCCGAGUACUCGCGACCAGUUCUCUUCGCAGUUGACCAAAAUGCCUGACCUGGAGCGACUGAUCUCUCGCAUUCAUGCUAAGGUUUGCAAGGCUCAGGAUUUCGUUCGUGUUCUUGAAGGAUUUGAACAAAUCGAAUACACGAUGGGUCUUCUCAAGGAAAGUGGUGCUGGCGAGGGCAUUAUCGGUCAGCUAAUUGCGGCGAUGCCUGACCUGAGCCCAUUGCUUGCAUACUGGAAGACUGCAUUUGACCGCCCUAAGGCAAAGGAAAACGGAAUCCUGGUUCCGGAGACCGGCGUCGAGUCUGACUUCGAUGCUUCCCAAGACAGCAUUGAACAGCUCCACAAGGAGCUCGAUAAUGUACUGAAAAAGGCUCGUCGUGACCUUGGCUCUACCGCUAUCUGCUACCGUGACAAUGGUAAGGAGAUCUACCAGCUUGAGGUACCUAUCAAGGUUAAGAAUAUCCCAAAGAACUGGGAUCAAAUGUCUGCCACCAAGCAGGUGAAGCGCUACUACUUCCCUGAACUCCGCAACCUGAUCCGAAAGUUGCAGGAAGCCCAAGAAACCCACGGUCAAAUUGUGAAAGAAGUUGCCGGUAGAUUCCAUGCACGAUUUGACGAGCACUACGGUACAUGGCUAGCUGCUGUUCGAAUUAUCUCCCAGCUGGAUUGCUUGAUCAGCCUGGCCAAGGCCUCAGCCUCGCUGGGCCAGCCUAGCUGCCGCCCUGUUUUUGUGGAAGAUGAGCGGAGUGUUCUCAACUUCGAAGAACUGCGACACCCCUGUCUUCUUUCAUCUGUGGAAGACUUCAUUCCCAAUGAUGUUCAGCUCGGCGGCAAGCGGGCGAACAUCGAUCUGCUUACCGGUGCCAACGCCGCCGGAAAGUCUACUCUUCUCCGCAUGACCUGUGUCGCUGUUAUUAUGGCUCAGAUUGGCUGUUACCUCCCCUGCAAGUCGGCGUACCUCACUCCUGUCGAUCGUAUUAUGUCCCGUCUUGGAGCAAACGACAACAUUUUCGCCGCACAAUCAACAUUCUUUGUCGAACUGUCUGAGACGAAGAAGAUUCUCUCUGAAGCCACUCCACGCUCACUCGUCAUUCUUGAUGAGCUGGGUCGUGGCACUAGUUCCUAUGAUGGUGUCGCCGUUGCGCAAGCUGUUCUGCACCAUAUCGCCACGCAUAUCGGUGCAAUGGGCUUCUUCGCAACACAUUACCACUCUCUCGCCGCAGAGUUCGAAAACCACCCAGAAAUCGCGCCAAAGCGUAUGGCCAUUCACGUCGACGAUGCUGAACGCCGUGUUACUUUCCUCUACAAAUUAGAGCAUGGUGUUGCCGAGGGUAGCUUCGGUAUGCAUUGUGCAUCCAUGUGCGGUAUCUCGAACAAGGUCAUUGAGCGUGCGGAGGUUGCGGCCAAGCAGUGGGAGCAUACAAGUCGACUUAAGGAGAGCCUUGAACGCCGCAAGGGUGGUGGCCUCGUCGGACUCGGAUGGUGGAGUGAUGUCGCGUGGGCACUACGCGAGUCAACUGCGGGUGAUGGUGAUAAGGCGGGUGAUGUCACUGAUCUGGGGCUAGAGGUCUUACGGAAGGCGAUCGAAGCUCUCUAG
Molecule: messenger RNA, 3651 nt
Organism: Penicillium canariense
Lineage: Eukaryota; Fungi; Ascomycota; Eurotiomycetes; Eurotiales; Aspergillaceae
Product: mismatch repair ATPase MSH6
Exons: 5
Coding region: 1-3651 (1216 amino acids)
Biological process (GO): mismatch repair
Cellular component (GO): MutSalpha complex; nucleus
Molecular function (GO): ATP-dependent DNA damage sensor activity; mismatched DNA binding; ATP binding
Source: RefSeq, a predicted model, not a curated record